Messenger RNA from Pan troglodytes (chimpanzee), 1385 nucleotides. Its product is annotated as AFG3-like protein 1. NCBI's taxonomy places the organism in Eukaryota, Metazoa, Chordata, Mammalia, Primates, Hominidae. The record is from RefSeq and is a predicted model, not a curated record. The coding region runs from base 69 to 407 and encodes 112 amino acids. The transcript is spliced from 6 exons.
CGGGGCCCUAGGACCGCUCUCCCAUUGCGCAUGCGCGCGCCCGGGCGGCGCGGGGUCUGGGUCUGGGGAUGUGGUACCGUCUGCUGGCGGCGGCCGGCAGUAGAGCGGUGGCCGGGCCGCUGGCCUUGUUGUGGCGAUGUGGUGGCCCAGGAGGCGGCAGGACGGCCAAGACCAGCGCGAGGGCCCUGGGCAAGGCCCGACAGUGCUUCCAGGGGAUCCACUUUCAGAAGCUGACUCUGCAGGCAAGACCGACGUUAUUUUCCCGGUGGCUGUGUUCAAAACCACCCAAAGAGACUGGUGAACUAGAGAAUGCUGAGUCUGGAGGAGACGGAGGCAGGAGAGGAGGGAAGCGGGAUAACGUUGCCUGGUGGAGGCGGAUGCAGAAGGGGGGACUUCCCCUGGGGUGACGAGGAUUUCCGCAGUCUGGCCCUUUUAGGGGCAGGCGUUGCCGUGGGAUUUUUCUACCUCUAUUUUCGAGAUCCUGGAAGAGAAAUCACUUGGAAGCACUUUGUACAGUAUUACCUGGCCAGAGGUCUGGGCACACACCUGUCUUCAGAGAGGUCCCUGAUGACUCCUUAUGGGAGGAAGGGAGAGCUGCUGCAGCCCGUCUCUGCUGUUGGUCUUCACUCACAGCUGCUGCCAUGAGGAGCAAGAUGCCUGCUGGUGUGUGUGUUCUGGACAGAUCCCAGAGCUUCUGUGAGGUCCUCUCCAGGCGGACCGGCUGGAAGUUGUGAACAAACAAUCUGUGCGUGUUAUUCCUGCCCCUGGGACCUCUUCUGAAGUGAGGGGUGAAUUUAAGGCUGAGUAUUGCAGACAUAAGUUUAUUUCGUGUAAAAAUGUAGUUUUCUAUUUUUUUUCAGUAAAAUACUCCCUUAGUAUCCAUCAACUACUCGUUAAUGUGUUUUUUUCUCAUUGGCAUGUAUCAAUAACAAAGCCUUCCAAGGAGGACAGGAGCCGUUAUAAGACUGACUAGGAUUCAGAUUUGCCAAGCAGUGUCUGAGAACAACUUAUCAAGGAUUGUGGGGAGAGAAGAGAAGGAGACAAAGAUACAAGAGUAAAAAGCCAAAAGGAAUGGCUGGCCAUGGUGGCUCAUGCCUGUAAUCCCAGCACUUUGGGAGACAGAGGCGGACAGAUCACUUGAGGCCAGGAGUUCAAGACUAGCCUGGCCAACAUGGUGAAACCCCAUCUCUACUAAAAAUACAAUAAUUAGCCAGGCAUGGUGGCUUGUGCCUGUAAUCCUAGCUACUCAGGAGGUUGAGGCAUGAGAAUUGCUUGAACCCGGGAGGUGGAGGUUACAGUGAGCCAAGAUCAUCCCACUGCACUUCAGCCCGGGUGACAGAGGGAGACUGUCUCAAAAAAAAAAAAAAAAAAAAAAAAAAGAAAAA